CAUUUUUCUGCUGUCAUCUGCGGUUUAUAAUUGUUUUCUUUAGUUGUUUUUAUUUUUUUUUCGCUAGAGAUUUAAGUUAUCGCUAUCAUCAAGGGGCGCGACAUCGCCGCUUUGGCAAGAAAAAGUACGAAGUACGAUUUGUCAACGGCUCGACCUCAUAUACUUUGAAAUUAGGUGUUCCUAACCUUAAAAAAAUCUCGAUUGCAUUUAAAUCAUUAUUAUUGCACGUAAGCGCAAUCUAAUGGUAUCUACUCGAAUAUAUUAUCCUAAUCUUUCAUGUAUAAAAUGUUCAUCCAAAAAUAUCAAGUUAUUAACUUAUAUUCCAAGUUGAAAAUUCGCUCGGUAUUUUUUAAUAUUUAAAAUUUAUAUAUAUUUUAUUCUAUAAUUUCAAAACCGGUCCUGAUACUUUUAUAGAAUGUUGGCUGUAUUGAAUACAUUUAUUUAUACAUGACGGUAGUUAAUUCUCGUGUAAAGUUUUUGAUAUCAUGCUUUUGAUUGGUUAGAAUUUAUCAAACCGGCAAUCUGAUUGGAGCAUUUGAAUAACAUUCCACAAGAAUUAACUACUAUCGAGUAUAGUACAUCUUAUAUUUAAUAGUAUAUUUAAUAAUGACACGUCAAAUAAUUCAAUAUCACUACGAUUAAUUUGUUAAUCGUAGACGAAGCAAGCGUUACGCUAGUGAUAACUUUAAUGUACUUUUUUUCACCAUGUUAAAAUAGCAAAAACGGUUAUCGAUAAUGUUAAUAUUGGACAUUUUCAACUUUUUCAUACCGUUGAGAAAUUAAAUCGGAAUGUUGUAACCCUCUAUUACAAAGGCUGUUUGUAAUAAAACUGCGUAAAUAAUUUUUUAUUGUUACCAUUUCAAAACUAAUUUUAGGAAUAGACGUAAAUUAGUUCAUAGUAUUCCGAAUCUUAUUUGGCGAAUUGAAGCCACACAGAUAUUCCACGAUAUUUAUUGUUUUAUAUGAUAAAAUUGAUAUUAAUAAAAUUCAUUAAAAUUCUCGACUGACAAAAAUCGACCGAUAACGCCAAACUGUGCCCAACUAUUGCCAAAUGUACGAAUUAGUGUGGCACAGCACAAUAUUUGUGGCAUCAUGGCAUAAUGUGGCACAACACAAUAUUUGCACUAGGAAUUAAAGUGGUACUAUAGUCGUAGUAGUUAUAGUUAUAGGAGAAAAAUAAUUAUUAGAAACAGAAAUAUUAAUUAUAAAAAUAUCAAUUUGCUUUCAUAUUAUAAGUCAUCGUUAUCAAAAGAUUAAUAAAUAAUAAUUAUUUAUUAUUGGAGGAAAUAAAUCAAAUAUUUAUUCUCUUCUAUAUGUUACUUUGUCUGACUGAUAGCGCAUGAUGUACAAAUAAAGCUGAUAACUCCUACUCUUAUCUCCUGCCGUCCAACACAAUGAUAUAAUAUUUCUUUCAAGAUACAUUUUCUAAAGAUACAACAUACAAAUCAAAAUGUUUUGUGUAGUGAAAAAACAUUACAAAAUUUCAGAGAAGUUUUUAAUGAUGUGCAUCAAAAGUCGAAAAAUAUCAAAUCAUACUUUUUUAAAAGAACUUGAAAUUUACAAUACUAAUCCAGGUUUAUUUGAUGGAAAGUGGGGAGGAUCUGGUGAUGUAAUUGAAUCUAUAUCACCUGCAUCUGGUUGUGUAAUAGCACAUGUUCAACAACCCACUUUGAAUGAAGCUUAUUCUGCCAUCACAAAAGCAUAUGAUGCAUGGCCGACGUGGGCUGCACUGACACCGCCUGAAAGAGGGGAAAUAGUCCGUCAAAUUGGAGUUGAACUUCGAAAGAAUAAAAUAAAUCUUGGAAAAUUAAUUUCUUUGGAGAUGGGAAAAAUAUUUUCGGAGGGGAUCGGAGAAGUACAAGAAUACAUAGAUAUUUGUGAUUAUGCAGUUGGUUUAUCAAGGAUGAUUCCUGGAAAAUUGCUUCCUUCAGAACGAAGAGACCACACCUUAUUAGAAAAAUGGAACCCUCUAGGCGCUAUAGGAGUUAUAACUGCAUUUAAUUUUCCCGUCGCUGUCUUUGGUUGGAACAGUGCUAUUGCUAUGAUAUGUGGAAAUACGUCUAUAUGGAAAUGUUCUCCGACUACUCCUUUAACAGCGAUUGCGGUAACCAAAAUUGUAUCAAAAGUUUUACAACGAAAUGGCAUUCCAGCAUCCAUCGCUACUCUGCUUACGGGUGACGCAGACAUCGGGGAUAUACUAGUUACAGACAAAAGAAUACCAUUAAUAUCAUUUACUGGCAGUACAUCAUCAGGGAAGAAAGUAGCAUUAAAAGUACAAGAAAGAUUUGGAAGAUCUUUACUCGAGUUAGGUGGAAAUAACGCUAUUGUUGUUUCAGAUGAUGCUGAUAUAGAUCUAGCUGUAAAGGCAGCAGUUUUUUCUUGUAUAGGAACAGCUGGACAAAGGUGUACAACAACCAGAAGAUUAAUUUUACAUACAAAAAUUAAGGAGGACUUUGUUGGCAAAUUAAAAAAGGCAUAUAGUGUUAUUCUUGAAAGAAUUGGAAACCCCUUAGAUGAAGCAACCUUAUACUCGCCGUUGCAUAGUCAAAAAUCUGUUGAAUCUUAUGAGAAUACAAUCAUGGAAGCUAAAAGAAAAGGUGGAAUUAUUGAGUUUGGAGGAAACCGCAUUAAUAGGCAAGGAUUCUACGUAGAACCAACAAUUAUUUCAAAUUUGAAUCCUGAAGAUUCAGUGGUACAGAAUGAAACGUUUGCACCUAUAGUUUAUUUAUUCGAAUACGAUACUUUAGAACAAGCAAUUGAUUUGAAUAAUAGCGUUGAUCAAGGUUUGAGUAGUGCCCUUUUUACAGAGAAUAUUGGACAGCUUUUCAAGGCAGCAAAAAGACAACUGUACAUCGAAAAGCAAAAUAAAUUUUCACAAUACUACAUUACGGUACAAGAGAUGGAAAUCGAAGUUCGGCUUCACCUCGGGUUACAACUUCACGCAGUAACGGGCCUUCGACUUUCUUCUCGUUACCGUAUACUAUUUUAGGGGGCGUGCAUAGAAAUCACCCCGUGCAUAAUAUUAAUAAGGGAAUUCAAAAACAAUGGCCGGUGUAUCCUUUUGUAUUUUCCAAAGCUAAAUAUGUAGCAAUGGUAUAAGGAGUUUCGCCAAUUUUAUUAAUGCCAAUCACUUGAUGUAUGUACUUUCCUUCAUUAUACUGUAUAAAAGGUCUAUCUGUGAA
Nasonia vitripennis (jewel wasp) is the source of this 3182-nucleotide messenger RNA. RefSeq names its product aldehyde dehydrogenase family 7-like (gene Aldh7A1). Gene Ontology annotation, molecular function: aldehyde dehydrogenase (NAD+) activity. The coding region runs from base 1451 to 2989 and encodes 512 amino acids. The record is from RefSeq and is a predicted model, not a curated record. The transcript has 9 exons. Lineage: Eukaryota; Metazoa; Arthropoda; Insecta; Hymenoptera; Pteromalidae.